This is a messenger RNA of Durusdinium trenchii, 2258 nucleotides long. NCBI's taxonomy places the organism in Eukaryota, Dinophyceae, Suessiales, Symbiodiniaceae. The record is from the annotation of a GenBank genome assembly.
CCAGUUUAUGACGAUGACACACAUGUGAUCGAAAGUGCCAUGAGAUGCUGGCCACCGCGUUGCGCUCACUCAUUCUGCUGGAGUGCGAUGGCUCAGAGGGCUCUGAUCAUCCAGAGGAUGGGAGCCCAGAAAUUGUGGCAGAGUUCCCCUUGGACGGACAGGCCACGAGUUUGGGUUGGGAUGGUCUCAGCCAGCGCAUUGUGGUCGCGGUGAAUGGCGCGACCUCUGACCGGCUAUGCUUCUGCGAUGCAGGAGACGAAUCUUUAGAAGAUGUAUCUCUGCCAUCUGGCGCAAGGGCGUUAGACCUGAGCUUCUUCAGCGAAGCAGAGCGCCGCAAGAGCUGGGUGGCCGUCGCCUGCUCCGACGGAGCGGUGCGGCUGCUGGACGCCUCGCCGCAGCGGGCGGCCUCCGUGGUGAAGACGAGCUACGCGCACGGCGUGGCGGCCACGGCGGUGGCGAUCUCGCGGGAAGGUAAGUUCCUGGCAUCUGGAAGCUCCAGUGGCCAUGUGGUUUUGCAACCAUUCCACGGAAGUGGGCCAACCCCACUUCCUGGAAUGCUGGAGGCAGAUGAAGCAGGCAUCGAAGCUCUGUGCUAUUCCUCCUUGCGCCAGGAGUUGUUGGCGGCGGGUGAUCAGCAAGGCAAUCUCCAGGUUUGGGAUGCUGCGGCUUUGCGCCACAGCUGCCGCUUUCCUCUUGCCCAUCGAGGUGUUGUGCGAGGUCUAUCCUUCUCCACCCAGAACAGUGACCUCCUCAUCACAGGAGGAGAUGAUGCAGAGCUGAUCUUCUGGGAUGUGAAGAAUUCCAAGCAGAUUCAGCAGGUGUCCGUUGAGAGCGGCAUCAGUUCCCUCUCAUACCAUUCAGGUGGCUACCUGUUGGCCAGUGGCACCUGUGAUGGCUCUGUGCUCAUCUUUGACCUGCGUAUGCUGGUCACGAAGAAGACACCUGCAGAGCCACUCCAGCGCUUCUUAGCGCAUUGUGAUGAUGGAGGUAUGGUCCGCGCUUUGGCAUUUGCGACAGAGGAUGUGAAGUUGUCAAAGCAGGCCUUUUCUCCAGCAGCAGCAUCAGGUGGUAUGUCACCCACUGGCGAUCCUGUGAAGACAUUUCUCCAGGACAAAGUGCCCAGCUAUGCCACCAUUGAGUCAAUGAUGGAUAGGUUGUCCAAGAGAGUGUCCGCUUCCGCUUCAGGGGAUGUGUUGACACCUCCUGGAGAUCAGAGCGAUAUCAGGAGCUCUUUCAAUUGGCCAAGUGUCUCUGCUCAGGUGCCCCCGCUGCCCCAGAGCACCGACAGGGGCAAUAUCAGCUCCUCUCGGCACUUUCCUGAGACGCCACAAAGUGACGGCCGGCAGGUGGCAAGAUACACCAUUGGCAGCCCAGAUGAGCCUGGUGUGGCAGCUGCCAGUCCUUGGUGGAAGCAGGUCGCUGAAAUGACGGUACCUGGCCCAGAGGCCCAGGAGGCACAGGAGGCAAAGGCUCCACCUGGUAACGCUUCCGAGGUAAGCCGUCUCAAGUACGAAGCCCCAGCAGCUCCAGCUCCGGUGGCUCCAGCGGCUCCAGUUGCACCGGCUGCUUCCCUGGCAGAGGUCUUGGAGCCUUUGCUCAAGGAGUUGAGAGAGGACUUUCGCAAAGAGGUCCAGGAGGCUCAGUUGGCACUGAUGGAGCAGAACUUCCAGCUCCAUGCCGAGCUUCGGAAGGAUGUGAAUGCCCUUCGAGCGGAAGUGCAACAGCUGAAAGGUGAGCUAAGAGCCUUGUGACCGGAAAAAAACACACAUGCGCGAGAUGUGGGUUUUGCAUGGAACCCUGAAAUCGACUUCAUGCCUUACCUGUUGCCAUUCUGCAAUCUUUUUGACAUCAAAGUUUCAGCUAGCAUUUACCACAUGUUGGGGUUGGCACUUCGCCCAUUGACGUGAUGUUUCAAGUCCAUCACUUUGCAUACUUUGCCAGGCUAGGGGAGUGUCACUGUGCUGUCCAGGUGUGUUGGUCAAGUGGCCCGUUUUUUCGCAUUUCAAGUCCUGAUCUGAAAAGGUCUUGUGCGAGGGAUCAUAGAAGGCAUCCUUCGGUGACAUGCUAAGUCCCGGCGCUAUGGUUGAUAAGACCAGUUGAUAAUUCCUUUCCUAUUGGUCUUUGGUGGGUCUCCCUAUAUGUCAAUACAUCAUUGUCUUUAGCAAAGGGACCAAAGACUCCAACAUCAUCACUGGCCGUGUAUGGUGAUCGUUUCUUUGGUCGUUUCUCACUUGUUAUUCAGUGUUAUGAUCCACGAA